AACUCAAAUUAAUAGUACUUUAACCUAUUACACUAUAAUCUGCAGUCCCUUUUGGCUAAUUUAGCUCUGUUUCACAAAUCUUUAUAUGUUUUUUUUUUUAUUCCUAGUAUGAGUUUCAAGCUUUUCGAUUUUUCACGUAUACCAUAAUUGUUGUUGCAUUGUAGUACGCAAAUGGAGCAGUCCCAAACGCAGUCGACGCCUUCCAAAUCUUUACGCAAGCGCAGUACUAAACAGACGCAGCAGCAGUCCGCAAAUGUGCAUAAAGCAGCUUGGGACUCCGACACAGUGCGGAUUUUUUUGGAACUUGUUAUCAAAGAGUUGGACGUCGGUUUCAAGGGGAGCUUCCAUACAAUGACAAUGCAUGGCUAUAGAGCUGUAAGCAAGGGCUUUGUGGACCGUACAAAUAAGCUGCAUGACGUCAAGCAACUGCAGAACAAGUACGCGUCGCUGAAAAAGGAUUGGCAGUCGUGGUCAAAACUGAUGGACAGCAGGCAUGGGCCAACCGGCAUCAGUUACAAUGAAUCCACGGGUUUGAUACAAGCAUCUGACGACUGGUGGGCGCAUUACGAAAAGGUUGACAAGAAUGCGAUCAAGUUCAAAACAAAACCGUUGGAGCACAUGGACCUCAUGCGAAGGGUGUACGAAGGCGCUACGGCAACCGGAAAAUAUGCAUGGACACCAGGUGCAGCGUUCGAACCUGUGGCAACCGAUGACGGUACUUCGGCAGCGCUUGAAGAAGACUGCGAGGACAGCAGCGGGUUACCCCCUUUCCAGCCUUCCGCGCAGCAUGAACACACUGUGCACGACACUGUUGCGCAAGAGGAUGCCACGCCGGCAACUGUGCAUGCUGCGUCAUCGGGAAUUAACGCUGACGACACACCAACAAGUGGCAGGAGCAAACGCAAGUCACCAGGCCCAACACACCCACAGCGGAAAAAAGGGCAGAGUGAGGGAGCUUCUCUGUUGGCGAGUAGUAUGGAAAACCUUGCAUCCUCCGUGAAAUUACAACAACGACAAAUCCGCGUCUCACAUGAGUACGCAGAUUCGGCACAGUCCCUCAUUCAGAAGUGUAUCAGAAGGUUGUAUUCGCUGGAAGGGCUCGAUCCGCAAGACCCGCUAGUUCCUUUUGCUCAAUCGGUACUUGACAACCCGGCAAAUCAAGCCUUAAUGAUGGAGAUUCCUACAGACGCGGCUGUCAUUGCUUGGUUGCGAACGAAGAAGUCCCGUGAGCAAUGCAUCGGUGGCCCAUCAGCAGCAAAUUCCGGAAUGGGUGGUGGCUGGUUAUGAGACAGUCCAGCAAAUAAGUUGUCUCUUUGUUAAUGUUUAUGUGUGGCUUCUUUAUCCUUCCUUCCCUCCCAAAAAAUAUUGCAUUGUUUGUGGAAUUUUUAGGACAUUAUCAGUUGAUAUAAUAUUUGUGUGAUGAUGUUGAUGUUAUACUAUGUGCUUGUUGCUGCCUUUUAAAUUUCGUGCAUUUUUUAGUAAGCAACUGUCCAAUGAAGCAACAGUCCAAUU
This is a messenger RNA of Camellia sinensis, 1512 nucleotides long. NCBI's taxonomy places the organism in Eukaryota, Viridiplantae, Streptophyta, Magnoliopsida, Ericales, Theaceae. The record is from RefSeq and is a predicted model, not a curated record.